UUACCGAGAAUAGGUGGAUUCACUUCAGGCUAAUCAUAUUCACGUUUUUGGCCACGUUAUUGCUGUUCGUCACUUAAUCCGUGGGUUUGUUGUGUAAGUCCUGGGGAGUCAGUGAACACGUUUACCAGUCGAACACAGAAACGCAGAAUCUGAAACAUCCGCCCCCUCCACCACUGACCAGAAUGGCUGGACACUCGCCGUUCCUCAUUGCCUUGAUGGUCGGCAACUUGGUGGCCUUCCUCGCCAACCAGUUCCUCAGCCUCCUGGGCAACACCAGAGAGUUUCUGGGGAUCGACUUAAAGCUCUACCCAAAUACGAUUGCAAACAUCUCGGACAAGCUAAUGCUCGAGAUCACGCCCUCUGGUCCCACCUUUAGCAUCUGGGGGGCCAUCUACGUGUGGCAGGCUAUCUGGACUAUCUACGCCCUCGUCAACAUCUGCCGCCGUGCCCCCGACGGCUACGUCUACAACAGCCCCGCCCUGCUCACAUCGACCUUCUUCAGCCUCUCCAUCCUCAACUGGUUUAUCGUCAUUUCUUGGACCUUCCUGUGGUGCUGGGAGCUAGUAUGGGCGUCGUUUGUGUUUCUGGCUCUCGCCGCUAUUUCCAUAUACACACUCAUUGGUCUUUCUUGCAAAGCCCUGGCUGAGCACUCCGAGACACUCAUCAAACAAGAGCGGAAAAAGGAGAUCUGGCUCAUCCGGGCAUUUGUUCAAAACGGACUGGCGUUUUACGGAGCCUGGUGCACCAUUGCUACUCUCCUGAACGUGGCCACUGCCCUGACCUACGGCGAACACCCCAGAUUUGACCAGAGCACGUCCAGCACAAUCGCAUUAAGUAUCCUGGCCGUGGAGCUUGUGGUAUUCUCCAUCUCAGACUGGACCGUAUUGGACAGGUAUACGAGGUAUAUAUUCAGCGAGUACAUCGUCGUGAUUAUCGCCCUUUCCGGGAGUAUCAUUAACAACUGGAAUCCCGAGAAGCGGAACUCGAUCUUCACUGCUGUAUUGCUGGGUAUGGCGGUGUUUUGUUUAGUCGUGAAGAUGAUCGUGAUGUUGUGGCGUCACUUCCGGGACACAGGCAGACAGAAAGUGUUCAUUCCAACGACAGAGUCAACGCAAGGCGGAACAGCGUGAAGUCACCAAGUUAAAACACACAUGAUGACAAUAUCUGAAUAUCUCCCUUUACCUCAAAACGGGCAUUAUCCCUUAUGAGCGAGUACAUCACCAUGGACUUUGUUUUUUGUGCACUUCUAGGAUUGAUACAAUCCCCGGCUGGUUAACCUUCUAUGUUAUAGUGAGGUUGCUAUGGUGACCCAUUGGACAAUGAUGCUCACCCUGUUGGACACUGGUGUGUUCCUGCACCGCCAUUCCAGCCUCAUUCACACUUCAAAAGACAUUACUGCAAUUACUGACUUUGUAAUACUUGACUCAACACUCAUCCAUCCUGUAAUGUGUGCCUGUAACUUGCCUGUGUUAUGUGUUUUUCAUGGUAUUAUUUUUUUUUCAUUUUAAUGUAAAUAUUACGUCAGCGUAUAUCACCUACCUUUGAUAGAAAUAAAGGUCUUAUUUUUCCAAAUGUUU
Molecule: messenger RNA, 1577 nt
Organism: Haliotis rufescens (red abalone)
Lineage: Eukaryota; Metazoa; Mollusca; Gastropoda; Lepetellida; Haliotidae
Exons: 3
Coding region: 183-1130 (315 amino acids)
Source: RefSeq, a predicted model, not a curated record